Messenger RNA from Alternaria novae-zelandiae, 1872 nucleotides. RefSeq lists its product as uncharacterized. The record is from RefSeq and is a predicted model, not a curated record. The coding region runs from base 1 to 1872 and encodes 623 amino acids. NCBI's taxonomy places the organism in Eukaryota, Fungi, Ascomycota, Dothideomycetes, Pleosporales, Pleosporaceae. The transcript has a single exon.
AUGAAGAAGUUCCUCCACGGCCACCCCAAGGUCAUGUCUUCUUUGCAGAAAUGGGCUGGAACUACGAAAGUGACCGUAGCGUCAUUCUACUUGUGGAACGUUGGAUCCGUGGAGCAAAGCUCACAGAAAGGACUUGCUCAAGGUCUACUGUAUCACGUCCUUGAGCAAAACCCCGCCCUUAUUCCUGCCGUACUCCCACACAUGUGGAAAGAAGCUCAAAGCGGUACCGUCGACCUGAAACCUCCCACAGACAUCGAAUUGAAGACGGCAUUCAAGCAACUUGGCGCUGAAGCAACAAACGGAGCUUUCGCUUUCUUCAUUGAUGGUCUGGACGAAUUCACCGGCAACCACGUAGACGGAAUAGAGUUUGUGAAAAGCCUCGCUGCUAGUACCAACAUCAAAGUACUGGUUUCAAGUAGACCGAUCGAUACAUGCGUCGUAAAACUCUCUUCAGCGCCCAAGCUAAGACUACAAGAUCUCACCAAACCAGACAUCGAGAAGUACGUCAAUGAUGUUAUCAGGACGCACCUGUCGGUGGCCGAACACAACUACUUGAGCGAUACAUCAAUUGAGGGUCUUGUGAGCGACAUGCAGAGCAAAGCAGACGGUGUCUUCUUAUGGGUUGUUCUUGCAUGCCGCACGCUGCUCGAAGGGUUUGAGGCAUACGACAGUGCAGAGGAACUCCGAAGCCGCGUUGAUGAGUUACCAGCAGAACUCGAGAGUCUGUUCCGCCACAUACUGAACGGGCUUCCGCCUCGUUUCCUUCAACAAGCCGCGAAACUUUUACGAGUCUGCUACGUCGACCGUUGUCUAAGACCUUCGGGGACUUUAGCGGCCACACCGCUGGCCUGGGCUCACGAGAAUGACAUGCAGAUAGAUGCGCUAGAACAAUUUCCUCCAUUGUCUGACGACGAGAUCGGAAGGAAAUUCACAAUACUGGAGGGUCGCCUACAAAGUCGCUGCAGGGGGCUUCUUGAGACCCAUACGGUUCAUGACGACUACGGUGGCAAUGGGUAUUCGUACUGGACCGUCGGUUUCAUGCAUCGCACUGUGUUUGAAUUCCUCAAUACCCCUGACAUUUGGCAAAUGGACUGUUUGCGCAUCGAUGACGACCGUUUUGAUGUCACUACGGUUCUGGCAUACAUGUCUUGUUAUGAGCUAUGGCUCCAGGAUUCGUUUGCUUCCGCGAGUACAACAUUGUGGCAUAUCAGUCAAGUCGAGCAGAAGUCACCAACAAACCUCUCACGCACGUUGAACAGGCUGGCCUUUGCGAUGAUGCAAUCCAAGGAUGGCUGUAGGGACUUCUUCUUCGUUUCUCAGCAUAACCUAUCUGUGGACGACCUAUCACUUCUACUGGCAUUAGAAUUCGAUCUGCCCACGUUUGUCCAAAACUACGAUGUGCGUGGAUUCAAUACCCGACACAAGCUCGGCAUCAAUCUAUUACAACAUACAUUCGAGAAGACUUUGUUGUAUGUGGAACUUACUUAUGAGAAUUACCUCCCCAUCUCGGCGGUAAGCGUUGCCCACCUCAUCGCUUCUGGGUGUGAUCCUACCGAGAGCAUCGCUUUAUCUGAGCAAGACACGACGACCCCAUGGGAGAUAUGGAUGGAAACCGAACACACAAAUGUCAAAGAGACCGGAGAUCUGGAGAACGCCGAGAUAACUAUGAUGAUGAUUCGCGCAGGUGCUUUAUGCGCCCAUGCCGGUCUUACUCACGCGAAGGACUACCGAGCACGGUUGAUACAGCAAUCCGGCGAGUGGCAAAAGGAUCUGAGCAGGAUGAAGACCGUGCAGGAUCAGGAAAAGAUGAAGGGGGUAUGCAAUGAGAUUAUGCAAGCGGUAGAGGCAAGCUACAGGUCUGAUUCUGAAUGA